Messenger RNA from Ctenopharyngodon idella (grass carp), 3390 nucleotides. RefSeq names its product protein phosphatase 1, regulatory subunit 16B (gene ppp1r16b). The transcript is spliced from 11 exons. Gene Ontology annotation, cellular component: cytoplasm. Bases 274 to 1851 code for a protein of 525 amino acids. Gene Ontology annotation, molecular function: protein binding; phosphatase regulator activity; enzyme inhibitor activity. Lineage: Eukaryota; Metazoa; Chordata; Actinopteri; Cypriniformes; Xenocyprididae. Gene Ontology annotation, biological process: establishment of endothelial barrier; regulation of sprouting angiogenesis. The record is from RefSeq and is a predicted model, not a curated record.
CCUGUAGGAUGUGAGUGAAUUGAGCCGCUGUUUUUGGCCCCGCCCGGAAGGAGUGACUUCAGACUGAAGCUCGAGCUCUUCAGCGUCCUUCACUUCACGCGCCACACAUCAGCGCACUUUCCCGCGAUAUACAUUUGGAAUAUAACGGCUUUCGGCGCGCGGUUCAGGAUGAAGGGUGGAGGUUUGGCAGGGAGGUGCAGUCCCUGCUAGAUUCAUCAUCAUCCUCCUCCUCAUCAUCAUCAUCCUGCUCCAUCUUUCCACCUGCAGCCCAACAUGGCCAAUCACCUGGAGCUGCUGACGGAGCUGCAGCAGUUGGAUAAGGUGCCCAGUCUGGAGCGUCUCCGAGCCGCUCAGAAACGCCGCACGCAGCAGCUCAAGCGAUGGGCCGUCUACGAGAAAGAAAUGCAGAACAAGAAGCGCAAGGCCGACAAACGCCGCGGCCACGGGAACCUGUUGGAAAACCGUAAAAGGGUUUCAUUUGCGGCGAGCGUCGCUUUAUUGGAGGCCUCUUCGAGGAACGAUCCAAGUGAAGUGCGAUAUCUACUGAAGAACAACGUGAGUCCUGAUCUGUGUAAUGAAGACGGUCUGACGGCCCUGCACCAGUGUUGCAUUGAUAACUAUGAGGAUAUGGUGCGGAUCCUGUUGGCUCACGGAGCGACGGUCAACGCUCAGGACAAUGAGCUCUGGACGCCGCUUCAUGCUGCAGCGACCUGCGGACACACGGGCCUCGUCAAGAUCCUCAUCCAGCACGGCGCUGACCUCUUAGCAGUGAACUCAGACGGUAACAUGCCCUAUGACCUCUGUGAGGACGACCCCACGCUCGACAUCAUCGAGACCGCCAUGGCCAACCGAGGCAUCACACAGGAGAUGAUCAAUGAGACAAGAGCAGCGGUGGAGAGGAGGAUGCUGGGAGAUAUCCAGAAACUCCUGCAGGAUGGAGCCGACGUCAACCACCACGACUCCCAGGGAGCCACGCUGCUGCACGUUGCCGCGGCGAACGGUUACGCCCAGGCCGCAGAGAUGCUGUUAGAGGGCGGAGCCAGAACUGACAUGAGGGAUUCUGACGGCUGGACGCCAUUACACGCCGCUGCAUGCUGGGGACAGGUCCAUGUGGCAGAGCUGCUGGUUUCUCAUGGUGCCAAUCUAAACGCCAAGACGUACAUGGAGGAGACGCCCAUAGAUCUGUGUGAGGAUGAGGAGUUCAGGAAUCAUCUGCUGGAGUUGAAGCACAAGCAUGACAUUAUCAUGAAGUCACAGCUGAAGCACAAGACGUCACUGUGCCGCCGAACCAGCAGCGCCGGCAGCCGCGGGAAAGUGGUGCGGAGGGCGAGUCUGUCCGACAGACACAAUCUCUGCAGGAAGGAGUAUCAGACCGAAGCCAUCGUAUGGAGAGGAGGAAGAGAGGAAGAGGAGCGGGAGCGAGAGUCGGAUCAGGAAAACAGCCAUUCGACGCAGCCUGAUGACGGCCCUCAAGGGAUCCUGAAGGAUGGCGGACGACAGAACGGCUGCAUCUCCACUCCAGCGGCGCCCGCUUCUAACGGUGACCCCGUGACCCCUGACCCUCACGACCCCGAGCAGGAGGAGUCCAAGCCUAAAGAGCGUGCGCAGACGCUGUCCGAACUCAAAAAGCAGCGCGCCGCCGCCAAACUCCUCCCUCAUCCCGUCCUCAACGGUCACAUGGGCAACGGCUCCACCAAAGCCAGUCCCGAGGACCCGCGCAUGCCGCUGGUGUCGUCCAAUGGCAGCGCGGUUUACUUCACACCGGCCAGCGGAGACCCGCCCCUGCUGAGAUUCAAGCAGCCAAUCGAAGACGAGGAUCCUAAGAGUCACGGCUGCUGCUGCGUCUCGUAGAUCCGUCCGAUUGACUGAUGGAGGCCCGAUUAAAGCGGUAGCAGUGCAAUUCAUUCCCAGACUUUUGCUCUGCAGGUUUUCCGAUUUCGUUCUCAUUCAGGAAGUUAGACACGGAGGUGAACGUGAUCCUGAUGCUCCCUAUGAAGCGGCGGGAGGGUUUAUGGGACGUUAUUUAUUCCGUAUGAUCAUGUUUUCACUUCAUUCGGUGUCUGUCCAGCUCAAUUAUGGAUGCCAAAGUCUUCCGGAAGAUGGACGGCAGAAACGGCCAAUGAGGUUCCAGCGCCCCUCCCACUCCAUUCAGAGGUGAAUUCAAAGAGCGAAUGAUCCCAAGCGUCUGAUUGGCCGAUGGAGGCCAAAUCAAAGCGGUAGCAGCAGUGCAAUUCAUCCCCAGACUUUCGUUCCGAUUUCAUUCUCAUUUCUGAAGACACGGAGUGUCCGAUGAACCCUCUCUGAACCCUGCACAGGAAUGGAAACCUCUGAAACGAGGAAGGAAAUAAUCUCAUUCAGGCUUCCCAGGUUAGAUUUGUGAAUUGUGCUUCUCUUUUUCACUUCCAGCCUCCGUUUGGAGCAACAAUGAGCAUUUAUUCCACCUGCUUUCACAUUCAUGCUGUUGUACAGACGAAUAAACCUUCCCAGUGUCCCUGUGAGCGGCAGCGGCCCACCGCUCUCGUGUACAGUAUUUAUUUGUAUAUGUGCAUAGAGCCACAGUUCUAUAAGAUUAUUUAUUGUAUUACAGAGAGAUGAAGUGACUUACGGAGCACAAAUGAGUUGAGACGCGUCCGUCACGCCUGUAUUUAGUAUUUUUGUAUGACAGUAUUAUGAAGUAUUUGAAUGCGUCUCACGUCCAACUCACAUUUCACACUAUAAAAUCAAAAGAACAGCCUGUUAUAUAUAUUUUUUGUUUGCAUUUCAACAUUAUUUGAAUGACUUUUUAACCCCAAAUGCAAUUCCAAUUCAAAUAAUAUCAAACUAGAUGAGAUUUUGUGGGUCAAACGCUUAAAAUGGUGCAACAAAUUUUCUUUCUUUUGAUGUGAAAUAUGACACAGACGUGUUUGUGAGCAUUAGAUGAAGAAAAGUGCCCUUCAUAUCCUGCACAUGAUGCUCACUAUGAAGGGAGCAAUGGGAGGGUUAUUAUUUAUUUCGUAUGUUGGGUGCCAAAGUCUUCCGGAAGAUGGACGGCGGAAAUGACCGAUGAGGUUCCAGCGCCACUCUUGUAGCCCCUCCCACUCCUCAACACUCGCCCCAUUCAUGCGUCAGAGGAGGGCAAGAAUGUAAAUAAUCCUUGGAAUCUGUUUCCUUUAGGCGAUGGAAAUGAUGUUAAAGAGAAACGGGGCCAAAAUCACUGACGCUUCUGCGGUUUAUAAAGGGCCACAAAAGUAUUGUGUGAUUCUGAAACUAGAGUUCUGCUUCCAUGUCUACUGUCUGAACACGAUAAAGGGAAAAGAGCAUCACAACUACUGAUUUUAUAAUUACUGGAAUACACUGAUCACUGUAUUAACAUAUUUGCAAUAAAUUGUAUAUUUUGUUCAGUUUCUAAAA